UUUCUUUCCUUGGAAAACUUUGGAAAUUCCUUUUCACACUUGACUUUUCCAGCUCCACGGAGGUCGAUGACAUGAUCAGAAAAUCCACAAACCUGCUGCUGACCCGGACCCUGAGCAACUGCUUACAGAAUGUCAUCAAGAGGAAAAACGUUGGCCUGACAGAGUUGGUUCAGAUCAUCAUCAACACCACCCACCUGGAGAAAUCCUGCAAAUCCCUGGAGCAAUUCCUGCCCAGCAUCACCCACGUGCAGCCCCAGGCCCUGCACACCACCAAACUCUACGGCACCACCGCCUUCAAGGACGCGCGGCACGCCGCCGAGGAGGAGAUUUACACCAACCUCAACCAGAAGAUCGAUCAGUUCGUGCAGCUGGCUGACUACGACUGGACAGCCCCAGAGGCCGGCCCCAGGGCCAGCGACUUCCUGCUCGACCUCAUUGCCUUCCUGCGCAGCACCUUCGCCGUGUUCACACACCUGCCGGAUUCCCUGUUUCAGUUUGGGAGGAAAUUUGUCAUUGAUGUUUUUAGGAAAUAG
Messenger RNA from Sturnus vulgaris (Common starling), 533 nucleotides. Lineage: Eukaryota; Metazoa; Chordata; Aves; Passeriformes; Sturnidae. The record is from RefSeq and is a predicted model, not a curated record.